AUGACGUUCGCGUGGAAAGCCGCAGGCAUUACCUACAACCGCUACCUGGCCAUCGCCGGCCGCGUUGUGCGCCGAAGCCUGAAGGACGACAAGAGACUCGUAGCUGAGCGACGAGGCGAGAUGGAUCUCCGAUUCUCGAAGUGGCAGGGCGGAAAGCAAGGUGACGCAAAGAACCUCGCGGAGGCUAACCAGGCGGCGGCUACCGAGCACGCUUCUUCUGGCUCGUCAUAA
Molecule: messenger RNA, 231 nt
Organism: Phaeoacremonium minimum UCRPA7
Lineage: Eukaryota; Fungi; Ascomycota; Sordariomycetes; Togniniales; Togniniaceae
Product: putative mitochondrial atp synthase epsilon chain domain-containing protein
Exons: 3
Coding region: 1-231 (76 amino acids)
Biological process (GO): proton motive force-driven mitochondrial ATP synthesis
Cellular component (GO): mitochondrial inner membrane
Molecular function (GO): proton-transporting ATP synthase activity, rotational mechanism
Source: RefSeq, a predicted model, not a curated record